Messenger RNA from Humulus lupulus (European hop), 1519 nucleotides. Its product is annotated as mulatexin-like. Bases 38 to 1303 code for a protein of 421 amino acids. The record is from RefSeq and is a predicted model, not a curated record. Gene Ontology annotation, biological process: defense response to fungus; chitin catabolic process; cell wall macromolecule catabolic process. The transcript is spliced from 3 exons. Gene Ontology annotation, molecular function: chitinase activity; chitin binding. NCBI's taxonomy places the organism in Eukaryota, Viridiplantae, Streptophyta, Magnoliopsida, Rosales, Cannabaceae.
UCUUCCACCAAGAAACAUACUCAAAUAAAACCAAAAAAUGAAGCUAAACACUAGUCUUUGGACCAUCCUAUGGUUUGGUAUUUUGGUAGGGCUGGUAAUCUCUGAUGAUGAUGAUAAACCAGAGUGUGGAAGAGACGCAUUUGGCGAAUUUUGUCCAAAAAGCCAGUGUUGCAGCCAAUGGGGGUACUGUGGCAACACAUCUGUGUACUGCGGGCGUGGUUGCCAAAGUAACUGUUGGAACUCUCCUCCGCCACCAACCCCAACACCACCUCCGCCAAGCCCAUGCCCACCUUCACCACCACCCAAGCCAUGCCCACCUUCACCACCACCUAAGCCAUGCCCACCUCCCCCACCAAACCCAGAAAGACCUGACCACCGAUGUGGCUGGAGAUUUGGCAAACCACCAUGUGGACUGGGAAGGUGUUGCAGCAACUUUGGCUACUGUGGCGAAGGACCUUCUUAUUGCGGUAGAGGAAGUUGCGAUUACCAGUGCUUGAAACAAGCACGUUGGUCCGUGCAUGAAGAAUAUGAUGGUCUUCUUCUUCAUCGUGCUCUACAACAAAAUAAUGCUAGUAAUGGUAUAAGCAGCAUUAUUAGUGAAUCAGUUUAUAAUGAAAUGUUUAAGUACAGGAAAUAUUGUCCAAGUCAAAGGUUCUAUAGUUACGAGGCUUUUAUCACUGCUGCUGCAUCGUUCCCUGGUUUUGGUACCACUGGGGAUGUGUCUACUCGUAAGAGAGAGCUCGCAGCUUUCUUUGCUCAAACCUCUCAAGCAACCUCAGGAGAAUCGUCCGAUUUAGAACCAAAUGCGUGGGGAUAUUGCCAUAUCAAUGGAACCAGCGAAGAGGUCGACAAUACUGACCAAAAUGAUUAUUGCACUUCAUAUCAUUGGCCCUGUCCUUUUGGUAAGAAGUAUAAUAGCCGAGGACCCAUCCAACUCACUCAUAACUACAACUAUGGACUGGCUGGGGAAGCACUUGGAAUAGACCUGAUAAACAAUCCAGAUUUGGUGGCAACUGAUCCAGUUGUGUCAUUUAAAACAGCCAUAUGGUUUUGGAUGAGUCACCACCAAGACAAUAAGCCUUCAUGCCAUGACAUUGUCAUUAAUGUUAGCUCUGAAAAGAGUCACAGCACUACUCAAGUCCCAAACUACGGUGUAAUUGGCAACAUAAUCAACAAUAAUGGUUCGGGAUAUCGAAUUAGUGGUUUCGGUACCACUUUUAGUAGUAGCUUAAAAUACUACAAGAGGUACUGUGACAUGUUAGAAGUGAGCUAUGGAGAUAACUUAAAAUAUUGGUAUGAAUAAGUUUGGUGUGGCUGUAGAGAAAAAUGGGGGCAAUACUACGUACUAAUUAUGUUUCACAAUGCCAAAGUGGUAUUACUGUAAUAAUUAAAGUGCACGGCUCAUCUUAUAAUGGAGUUGAUCACUUUUUCUUUUUCUUUUCCCUUUGAAGAGAAAUGCUACCUGUUUUAAUUGAUAGAGACUUUUCUCUCACUUGAUCAAUUCACUUUAUUAUGUGAA